Esox lucius (northern pike) is the source of this 3784-nucleotide messenger RNA. RefSeq names its product retinoic acid receptor, alpha b (gene rarab). Gene Ontology annotation, molecular function: nuclear glucocorticoid receptor binding; zinc ion binding; RNA polymerase II cis-regulatory region sequence-specific DNA binding. NCBI's taxonomy places the organism in Eukaryota, Metazoa, Chordata, Actinopteri, Esociformes, Esocidae. Gene Ontology annotation, cellular component: transcription regulator complex; nucleus. Gene Ontology annotation, biological process: cellular response to corticotropin-releasing hormone stimulus; regulation of transcription by RNA polymerase II; retinoic acid receptor signaling pathway. The transcript is spliced from 8 exons. The record is from RefSeq and is a predicted model, not a curated record. The coding region runs from base 1 to 1377 and encodes 458 amino acids.
AUGAUGUACGAAAGUUUGGAUGUGGUGGGACUCACAACAAGCCCGAACCCAUUUUUAACUAUGGAUUACUACCAUCAGAACCGAGGAUGUCUGAUCCCUGAGAAGGGCCUCGUGUCCGGGGCACCCCGUCCCUUCAGCUCGUCCAUUCGAAACCAACACUGGAAUGGAUCAAACCACUCCAUAGAGACCCAGAGUACCAGCUCUGAGGAGAUCGUCCCCAGCCCCCCCUCGCCACCCCCUCCCCCGCGGGUAUACAAGCCCUGCUUCGUGUGUGCGGACAAGUCCUCAGGGUACCACUAUGGAGUCAGCGCUUGUGAAGGCUGCAAGGGUUUCUUCCGUCGGAGCAUCCAGAAGAACAUGGUGUACACCUGCCACCGGGAGAAGAGCUGCACUAUCAACAAGGUGACCCGGAACCGCUGCCAGUACUGCCGGCUGCAGAAGUGUCUGGACGUGGGCAUGUCCAAGGAGUCGGUGAGGAAUGACAGGAACAAGAAGAAGAAGGAAGAGAAGAAGCAGGAGUGUACUGAAAGCUACGUGUUGAGCACAGAGACUGAGCAGAUGAUUGAACGAGUCCGCAAGGCCCAUCAGGAAACCUUCCCCUCGCUCUGCCAACUGGGCAAAUACACCACGAAUAACAGCGCAGAGCACCGUGUGGCUCUAGAUGUCAACCUGUGGGAUAAGUUCAGUGAGCUGUCCACCAAGUGCAUCAUCAAGACAGUGGAGUUCGCAAAGCACCUGCCAGGGUUCACCACGCUCACCAUCGCCGACCAGAUCACCCUGCUGAAGGCUGCCUGCCUGGACAUACUGAUUCUGAGGAUCUGCACACGGUACACUCCAGACCAGGACACUAUGACUUUCUCAGACGGGCUGACCCUGAACCGGACCCAGAUGCACAAUGCAGGCUUCGGCCCGCUCACAGACCUGGUGUUUGCCUUCGCCCAAACACUCCUCCCCCUGGAGAUGGAUGACGCGGAGACCGGCCUGCUCAGCGCCAUCUGUCUGCUGUGUGGAGACCGUCAGGACCUGGAGGAAGCAGACAAGGUGGAUGUGUUACAGGAGCCCCUCCUGGAAGCUCUGAAAAUCUACGUGAGGAAGAGGAGGCCUCAUAAACCACACAUGUUCCCCAAGAUGCUGAUGAAGAUCACAGACCUGAGGAGCAUCAGCGCUAAGGGAGCAGAGCGAGUGAUCACCCUGAAGAUGGAGAUCCCGGGCUCCAUGCCGCCCCUCAUCCAGGAGAUGCUGGAGAACUCUGAGGGUCUGGAGGGCCAGGGGGCCAGCGGGGGGCGCUCCAGCGGUGGAGGGGCCCCACCCGGCAGCUGCUCCCCCAGCCUGUCUCCCAGCUCGGCCCGCAGCAGCCCCCCUGCACCCUCCCCAUAGGCCGGAGGCCAGGCGCGGCUUCAGGCGGAGCUGACUGACUGACUGACACUGUGACGAGCCGGGCCAGAGAGGGAGGGGCUUUGGAAGACAGCCAGACCUGGGACCAACCAGGACGGACUUUGACACUUCUGAGACUUAGUGGACGGACAGCCCCCGCCCCCCCUUUCACCAUGCCACUUCUCGGCCCCAGACCAGGGGCCAAAACAGGCCGAACCUGACUUAUACAAGACUGAACCACGGGCAUACCAUGAACCCCCCCCCAAACACACACACACACACACAGAGACGCGUAGUCCUCAGAACCAGCACCAGAGACCGGUAGAUGUCUCAUCAGUGAUGACCCGCCUCUCCCCACCUCCAGACUGGACAGCAGUUCCGGCCCUUCAGACCCGGGGUGAAGGCCCACAUCUUUCUGCAGGGAACUCGUCAGACACUCUGACGGGAAGCAGGACACUGGACAUCGGGUGGACGCUGGUCACAAGGCUUUCCAAAAUGUUGUCAGGGACAGCAAAACGUGGGGCCUUGGAGAGGUGCCCUGCCUCUCUAAUACAAUUUUAAGACAGUGUUUUUUUUCUUUUUUUUUCUUACAAAGGAUAUAUGGAAAUAUAAAUAUAUAUAUUGUACAAGUACUGAUUGAAUUUGAGUUGUCCUAGGUGGAAUGAUGCAUACAAUAUCCCUUUUUUCUGUUGUGUUUUUGUCACUGUUCCUUGAAGAUGAGUUUGUCUUCACACCCCCCCGGGCCUAAUGUUUUGUUUUUUCCUCUCUACUUCACCCAGGAAUAUGGCCACACUAUGUACGCCGUGGAAAUGUGUGUUUUCUAUCAAAUCUAAAGAAGUAGAACAAAAAUGACCACAUGAUUUCAGAUGCAAUUCACUUCAUGCACUAGACCUCUUGCACUGUCAUAUCAACAGGUUGGAUCAAAUGUACACAUAUUGGACCAAGAUCUCUCUCGGUUUGGUUACACUUCGUGAGUUCUGGGGUUUUUUCAGUUGAGGGAAAAGAAAAAGGUAUUGGUUCUAUGUUAGAGUCACAAGUUGUUGUGAAGUUAAGAUGAUCUGUAAGAAAAUACCAACCAUUACAUGCUGUAACACACAUAACAUGUAUUUGUUCUUUUAAAGUACAAGGAGUCUGGAAUUUGUCAACCCUUUUCAUGUAUUUUGUCCUAGUUUUGGACAGAGGCACCUGAAGUCUCCAGAUUUUGGUAUCUUACAUGAGACACAGUGCCUCUUUAGAACGCUUUAAGGAAGGUGCUGACAUCUAGGAACUUGAUUUUACCCAUCACCAUGACAACACCACUACUAUUGACAACCAGGUGAGAGGGCGGAGUUAAAAUAUGGCAAUUUAAUUACCAAUCACCUCCGUGAGCCCUGCCCCGCCCCCAUCCAUCUAAGGUCGUAUGUGAUCUAGGGCAGUGUUUCUCAACCCUGCUCCUAGACACUCCCCGCCCUGCAUGUAUUAUAUCUCUCCCUGCUCUGUCACACCUGAUUCAAAUGAUCAACUCAUUAUCAAGUCCUUGAUUAAGGUACAUCAGGUGUGUUAGUGCAGGGAGAGAUCUAAAACAUGCUGGGCGGUGUGCCUCCAGGAGCAGGGUUGAGAAACACUGAUCUAGGGUGACCAUAUUUACACAUUCAGGGGACAACUGGAUGAUUUUGUCUGCCAUUUUGUGAAUAAUGACCUUGCAACUGCCCUGUACCCUCCAAGUUUAGCUGGUAGUUGGUGCAGAAGAUUUGGCAAAUGUAAUUGGUUCAUUGCAAGAUAUUGCCCUGAUAAAGGGCUAUUCAACUCCACUCCUGAAGAGCUGAAACACUUUUUGUUUUAAUCCUCUUUUUGUAAUAAUGGACUGAUUGACUUGGGACAACAGGUGAACAAAUGUAAUACUAGGUAAAAGCAAAACCAAUAUUUUUUUCAGCCUUCUAUAUUUGUUUCAGAGCUUAAUAGCCCUGGUCUUCAUGAGUUGCAGGCAUAACUGAUUUAAAAACAGGUUAUGUAAGGCACUCAGAAGUAUUCACCCCUUUGGAUGUUACCACAUUUUUGUUACACCAUGAAAACACAGAUCAACACAAAAUCCAUAAUGUCAUAGCAAAAAAAGAGACAAAAAAUUGUUAAAAAUGGUGGUUAUAACAUGGAAAGGGGGUGAACACUUUUGAGAGCCACUGUGUAUAAUAUCAUGAUUGCAACAUGAACAAAAAAUAUACAGGUUUAAAUAUCCAACCAAAAUACAAGGCAAAUGAAAAAUCGUGUAAAGUAGUGGUGUUUCAAUUUGACUGAAAGCAGGAAAGCACUGUUUGUCUUAGUUGCCAGUAAACAUCAACACGCGGUUCCCAUUAUGUGGUCACUGGUCACUCUGAAGAGCUCCCUCCCCAGUCCAGGUCUGGGUCGAGGUCUGGCUGGAGCUCUGGGUGGAGUG